UCUACUGCGUCGCCUGUCUGACGUGGAUCAAGCCAAGCGCUGUCACCCUCCCUCCCUCCCUCCCACUCCCUCUUUCGUUUCACGCCGCAUCCUCCCAAUGAUCACCGACUGCAGGGAUGGAGAACUGGGACCAACCAUCACAGGACCAGUGAAGAAGAAAUAAAGCAGUGAAAGCCACAGUGCGUCGAACGGCUGUUUUUUUAGGACUGCUGCUCGAGCGAAACUUAUUUGGAACAAACACAAGCUUCGACUGAACCGUUUCGGUGCUUUUCUCGACGCAGAACUCGACUGUCACCUGUGCGCGCGGCGGAGGCGGUGUCCACACCUCUAUUUGACUACUUCAUUGUACCUCCCCGACCCCGCUCGCGUCCCAACAUCUUUUCCCCCGGGACAGAGACAUGUCUGGACGAAACGUUACCAUCCCGGACGACCAGGCGUUCGCCAGCUUCAAGUCGGAGUGUCUGAGUGAGGAAGGUUGGACUGUGACCUACAACAAGGGGGGCAUCGCCGUGUGGAGCCAGGCGUUGGAGGAGGGCAAGAGUGUCCAUAAAAUUAAGUGUCGGAUGGUCACGAAGGAUGUGUCAGCUGAGACCAUGUAUGAUGUUCUCCAUGACAUUGAGUACAGAAGAAAAUGGGACACAAACGUCAUCGAGACCUUUGAUAUUGGAAAGCUUACAGUCAAUGCAGAUGUUGGGUAUUAUUCAUGGAAAUGUCCAAAUCCGCUCCGUAACCGAGAUGUCGUCACGCUUCGCUCCUGGUUGCAAACGGGGAAAGACUACAUCAUCAUGAACUACUCGGUUAAACAUGCGAAAUAUCCGCCCAAAAAGGACAUGGUCAGAGCCGUGUCCAUACAGACUGGCUACAUGGUGCAGAGCCAGGGGCCCAACCACUGUGUCCUCACAUACAUGGCACAGUUAGAUCCACGGGGUUCAUUACCCAAGUGGGUUGUCAAAAAGUUUUCCCACUUCCUUGCACCGGGCGCAAUGAAGUCGAUCAACAAAGCGUGUUUGAAGUAUUCCGAUUGGAAGCAGAGGCACAACCCUGGAUUCAAGCCCUGGCUGUACCCUGAACAGACUACAUUACCCAGCAUCCCGCUUUCCGAGCUUAGCAUUCAGCAUGCCGAGAGCCUGGAAAAUAUUGACGAGAGCUCCCUGUCUGAGACCCACGAUAGAGAUGACGGCUACUAAUUCGUGCACACGCAAGUUAGACCUGGGUCAUGUAUUCAUGCGCACGCAUCCAUCAAUGCAGGGAUACAUGCACGCCAGAUACACAAUGACACAUAUGCUAUGUAGAUUCAUUCAUACACACGCGCACCCUACUAGUAUAUCUACUCAUGCUCACUGCACAUUUUGUGGGAGCAUUCAGAUGCAAAUGGCCAUUUCACAAAGUCAGCUCCAUGUUUUCCUACAUAAUGCAUGCACGCAUAUUUUGCCAAUGUCAGAAGCAUUCACAGCUGCACACACACACUUGCUGCGAUGGGCCGCAAGUAUUUUUUUUACAACUUAGUAAUAUCCGUCAAAUGUCUGUAAAUGCGAUUUGCCUUGAAAUGUUUUCAAAUUCGAUUGGUAUGGAAAAGCAUUUUUUCGGUAAAUUUACUAUUUAGAUGUUUUUACGGUAGCCUCUGUCGUAUUGAAACCUGAGCAAAAAUAAAAAGGAUGUAUUUCCAAUAGCAAUUUGCAAAAAUACAGUUCAUACAUAGUUAAAUAUGCUUACAAAAAAGACGUACCCAUUUUGUUUUCCUUUUUGUCUUUCUGUCAUUAGUUGUACUUAUAUUUUGUAAGCACACAAGAAAUAUGCAGGUGUACUACAGGAGGCAGCUGAAGCUCACGACGAAACUCAAACAACAUCUUUUCUAUACUUGCGAGGGUUCCGUUUGAUAUAGCGUCUUAAAUCCUAAUCUAAACUCAAAUCUCUAAUCUAUGAACUGUAAAAGCAAUGAGCAGUCUCCUGGACUGAUAGGUGAUGCUGAUGUGGAAGUGCCUUAUACCUGCAAUCUUUCAAAUGGCCAGCAGAGGGAGACUCCACAGGUUUCAAAACUUUACAGUUGAGAGGACUCAAAAUCCCAACUUGGUUUAAAUGAUAGUCGAUAAAGCAAUGACUGAAUAGCAUUGCCCUGAUGCGGUCAUGUUCAUGCUCAACUACACAAAAUCUGUAAAGAGCAGCCAAAAUGUCCCACCAGAAAUGGCCUCACAAUGAUAGAAACGUAUGUAACAAUGCAGCUGUAAUACACAUUUUCUUUCUCUUCCGCUCCUCAAGAUGAUGUAUGAAUGUAUGUCUACAAAUUUAAUACAGAACCCUACAGUGGUUUUCAAACUUCACUUGA
This is a messenger RNA of Syngnathus acus (greater pipefish), 2323 nucleotides long. It is a transcript of the gene stard10, whose product is annotated as StAR-related lipid transfer (START) domain containing 10. Bases 399 to 1187 code for a protein of 262 amino acids. Gene Ontology annotation, molecular function: lipid binding. NCBI's taxonomy places the organism in Eukaryota, Metazoa, Chordata, Actinopteri, Syngnathiformes, Syngnathidae. The record is from RefSeq and is a predicted model, not a curated record. The transcript has 8 exons.